Molecule: messenger RNA, 2043 nt
Organism: Cyphellophora europaea CBS 101466
Lineage: Eukaryota; Fungi; Ascomycota; Eurotiomycetes; Chaetothyriales; Cyphellophoraceae
Exons: 2
Coding region: 1-2043 (680 amino acids)
Biological process (GO): signal transduction; regulation of GTPase activity
Cellular component (GO): cytoplasm
Source: RefSeq, a predicted model, not a curated record
AUGCCUAAAGCCACGGAUCUGCCGAACCUCAAUCUGACUGCCUCCAUACGGAAUGUCAGUGAGCUUGACGAAGGCAUACCCGGCUUGAGCCCUUACUCUACUGGCUCACGAACUCCUCGUUCAGCCCCUAGCUCUCCUCGAGUUCCAUCCUCCGAUGUUCCGUCCAUCAUGCACCAGGUGAAUGGGCCAUCAAACCCCGAGAUAAAGACCGAGAGCAAUGGCCACACUUCACCGCGAAUCACUGCCAUGCCUGAUCUACCGCCCUCUCCAACCAGCGCUCAAGCGACCCUGAAGCACGGAAGGGAACCUUCAAAAUCCUUCUUCUCGAAUUUGAUGGCCUCAAAAUCCUCCCACAAACUUCAUGCGUCCGAGACAAGCCUACCAGACUCCGCAGAAAAGCUCAGCGCUCGUAGUAGAGCAAGCUCAAAAGAUCGAUCGCUCCACUCGGUACGUCGACAGGGCUCUACGCCAGAACUCCCUCGAUACAAUAUGCCUACGAGCCAGGCACAGACUGCGCCCUCGCUCCGCGAAUCGGUCAUGAGCAAUAAUACACAGGAGUUGACUCAGGGACCCGGCCAGGCUGGCAAGAGAGGCAAAUCAAAGCUGGGGGGGAUGUUGACGAGAACAAAGACCCUACGAGGCGAAGAGAAUGCUAAGCAAAGGGCGGCUCCCCCUCCUCCUCUCAAUGUCGAGACCAACAGUGCCCCAAGUCAAUCCGCAGAACCUCCCCCAAAAACUGCGCCCUUGAAGUCAGACCAUCGAGCCCGAGCAUUUGGCGGGUCCGAUGGCAAUACACCACGUAAUCGGUCUGCUGAUCGCACUUUGCACGAGGAAUUCAAGCAGCCCAGAAAAGACCAUAGGCAGACACAACACAUGCCCCUGUCUCAGUCAUUUCAAAGCGGUGGAAACUUACUUUCCAACAUCCAACAGACCGGUAAAGGCGUAGGCGAUCGACUGGGCAAGGCUGGCAAGGGCUGGUUCGGCAAGAUCACAAGGAGUGGGAGCAGCGUGGAGCGAGAUGCUCCGCCUCCCGAAGAUCAUGUUAUGCGCAACAUCAACUUGCCAUUGGUGAAACAAACGCGGCGUACGAGAAUAGCAAGGCGGCUUGAGCUUUCCAAGGACAAGACGGAAUUUUGGAUGCCAGCUUUGCCAUGGAGAUGCAUAGACUAUCUCAAUAUGAACGGUUGCGAAGAAGAAGGCCUCUAUCGGAUCCCAGGCUCUGGAAAAGAAGUCAAGUACUGGCAAAGGCGAUUCGACACCGAGUACGACAUCAACCUUUUUGAGGAACCUGAUCUGCACGACAUCAACACUAUUGGAUCCAUGUUCAAGUCCUGGCUGAGAGAGUUACCAGACGAGAUUCUACCGAAGGCAAUUCAGAACAGGGUAGCACAAGAGUGUCAGGGGGCUACCGAAGUACCUCAACUGUUCAAGGACGAGCUAUCCAAGUUGCCACCGUUCAACUACUAUCUCUUAUUCGCCAUUACCUGUCAUUUGAGUCUGCUGACCAGCUUCUCGGACAAGAAUAAGAUGGACUACCGGAAUCUAUGCAUCUGCUUCCAACCUUGUCUGAAAAUUGACGCGUUCUGCUUUCAAUUCUUGGUCAACGAAUGGAAAUCUUGCUGGCAAGGUUGCUGGACAGAGAAGGAAUAUCUCGCCGACGAGUAUCGCUACGAGCGCGAGGGCUCAAUCAACGAGAGCGAGGACCUCGCAGUCGAUGAUCGAGGAGUGAGCUCCAGCGACAGCAGCCAGCAUCAGCCAUCCCACGCUCCACAAAGCCAGCAGUUGUCAGAUCUCCCGCAGUCAGCCGCGUCCAACCAUCGGGACACCAUGAAGCCAACGGGUCUUCGCAAGUCCAACUCGAAGAAACACAAACCUAGAAGCCUCUCGCAUACGGAAGUGCGAAAGACCUCUGGCACGAGUAACCACACACCCGCCAACAGUGCUCCCAGCGUGCCGCGAGUGGUCACAACGCCCGAGCCUCAAAGGAUCCCAGCCCCUGACAAGCUGCCGGAAGUGACCGGCCUGAGCCCAAUCAGGAUGUGA